This is a messenger RNA of Vitrella brassicaformis, 7793 nucleotides long. Lineage: Eukaryota; Vitrellaceae. The record is from the annotation of a GenBank genome assembly.
CAUUUAAUGAGUGUGGCCAAGGAUGGUGAAAGGGUUGGUUGAUAACAAAGAGAGAGACACACACAUCCACAGAGAUGCAACACAGACGGAUAGACACACAGACAGCCACGGACGUCUCACAGUCCAUCCGCCAAGGCAUUCAAGUAAUUGACCACAGACAGGCAGGCAGGCAUACAGAAGGUAUGCGCCUCACUCAGGGACGCUCCCGUGACUGACUGACUGACUGACUGAGUGAGUGGAUGGACACCUGCUGGCUGCACAUCCACCCACCCACACACACAUACAGGGCGGGAGAAAAGCCCCCGUCCGUCCGUCCGUCCGUCCGUCCGUCCGUCCACCCCUCUUCAGCCACUGGCUGACUCCAUGACGCACGAGCCUAUCUGCCGCCCAUUGCAACCGACACGUUCAGUCCAUCCCCCUCUGUCUGUCUGUCUGUCUGGCACGACCUUGAUGCACUCAUCCACUCACUCAUUUACUCACUCAGCGGUCUGUGCGGCGAGCCGCCUCCUCUCCUUGAGGACGAACUCGUGUGUCAUCUCGCCGUUGUUCUUCAUGACUUUGUUGUAUAAGUCACGGUGGGUCUCGAACAGCUCAACCGACGGCAGCGGCACAUCGCCAUCACCCACACCACCGCCCACACUCGACGGUGACGCCGCAUCAGACAAAUGGCCCCCUGAUGAUGUGCCCAGAGGGGCUGCAGCUGGCGAAGUAGCGCCGGUGGGCUGGCUGGUGCUGGUGGGCCAUCCGCCACCCUGGAGUGCCCUGACCCAAUUGACCAGCUGUGGGUCAUCCGUACUGCAGCGCGUCACGCGGCGGUAGCGGGCCAUGGCGUCGCGAUGCCGCCCGACGUCCGGCACCCACCGAGUGAGGUACUCGCCCUUGCUGGCCAUGCGGUUGACCUGGCUCGAGAAAUGCUGCGAGUUCUGAAGCAACACACACACACACAGGUAGUGUGUGUGGUACUUGACAGACUGAGUGUCCCGGUCAAUAAACCGACCCACCUGGUUGAUUUCGUCCCUGAUGCGGAGGAAUGGACUCUGUGAUCGGAUGAUUUUGUUCUUGUGGUCCUUCUUCCAGCUGUCGGGCCACUCGAUGACGUCCAUCAAGCGGAAGUACACCUGCACAGACAGACAGACAAACAUCCAUCCACACACACAAGCUAGCUGGCACAAACGAACAAGGGAGAGAUCAUGCACCUCCCCUCCCCAUCUCUCUCGCUGUCUCUCUCUUGGUGUGUGUGUAUUGAGGGAGGCACCGCACCGACCACAACGAUUUUGCAGUACUCGUCGAACAGCUGGUCCUCAGGCGGCUGACUGCACGACAGACACAGUAGACACAACACAAGAGCGACACAUACAUUCUCAGCCAUGGCCUCUCUCCUUCCCCCCCUCCCACGAUCGCUCUCAGUGUUACUUACGUGCUGAGCAUUUCGAAUGUGCAGUGGAUGACGAUGCUGAGCGCCAAAGUGACCUCCGUCUGCCGGUACUCGUCAUGCGCAGGGGUCUCCUGCUGCUGCUGCUGGUGCUGGGCCGGGGUGCGUUUGAGCCCCUCCAGACAGGUGGCCCACAGGCAGGCCAGCAUGGUGGCCCCGUCGUAGCACUGCCCGUUGACAAUCAACUCGUAGGCCAUCUUGGCCAUGUUGGCCGUGAAGAGCACGCCGCGGAACAUGCCGUAGAAGUCACGCUCCAGCUCGGCAAGGGUGGGUGGCUGCUGGGCAUAGCCGCGGUGCAGCUGGGCCCGCCGAGUGCUGCUGGCAACCACAAUGGGGCUCUCGUCGGGAAACCUCUGCGGAACGGCCCGCUUCACCUGGUCCUGCAGACAGACACACAUCCAGAGCCGGAUGGGCCCAUGGCUGGGUGGGUGGAAUCAUGUGUGCGACUGUGCGUGCAUUAUAGACAGACAGGCGAACCGACCUCCGUCUCCAGUAAGACGCUGUUGUCGCCGUGGGGGUCGAGGCUGACGAUGACGGUUGUGAGCAGGUGGGUGAGCUCGUCGGGCUUGCCGGCCUCCUGCGGACGGAGGAGCGCCCUGAUCUCGGGGUGCUGAUGCAGCGCCUGAUCCACCUGCUGCCGCAGCAAGUGACGGUCCAGCGUCCACGCCGCCAAGCUCCUGUGGAUGGCCAUCCAUAGGUGAAUGGCUGUCUGUCUGUCUGUCUGUUCGGGUGUGUGUGUGGGUUGGUUGCGUACAGGGUCGGCUGCUGAAUGGUGCGUGCAAGUGGCCAGUGGUAGGCGACGAAGAGGUAGAUGAAGCACUCGAGGCUGCGCAGCCGGGGGUCGUGUGCCUGGUCUUUGAGAUUCUGCGCGUUGAGGGCGUUGGGCUGCCAGUGCCGCAGCAUCAGGUAGCAGUCACCACCCUCCUCGGAAAACUCGUGCCGACGCUGGGCGAACGCCUAUUCGUUCGUUCGUUCGGGGGACAGACAGACAGACAGACGGACGGACAGGUGUCUGUGGGCGUGUUGAGUGCGUGGCUGCGUGCGUGGCUUUGGCUUACGAUGUAGAUCUCGUUGGCUUUGGCGAGUAUUUUGUUCUUCCGCUCCUGCUCCUGCCAGUCGUCCUUCUCGCGCUGGAAGGCCUGAUGUGGUGGAUGGACACACGGAUCCAUCAGGGCAGUCUGUCUGUGUGUCUGUCUGUGUGUGUGUACCAGGUGGUCCUUCUCGAUCUCGUCAACGAGUGAGUGCGGGAGCUGCCGCUUGAGGUAGUCCACAAUCAGACCCCGAUACUCACGCGCGUCGCUCGCCACCACAUCCUGCUCCACCUCCACCUCCCCAUCCGCACCCUCCCCACCGCCACCGCCAUGCUGGUUGUCGUCAUCCUCCUCCACCGGCCCGCCCUCAUCUUCAAAGUCCAGCUCGCUCCCAUUCCCCUGACCCCCGUCCAUGUCGGCGUCUCUCGCCGUCGGGUUGAGGUCCAUCUGUGGCGGCGACAUUGCCGUCCCCGAUGCGCGCGGCUCGAUGGGCGGGCUGGACACGGUGUCCAUCGGGGUGGGGGCGGAGGGGUCUGAUCUGCGAAGGGGGGAGGGGGAGGCGGCCGUCUCCUGCUUCUCCUGCUCCUGCUGCUCUUGCUGCUGCUGCAGCAGUUGUGUGUUGUGUGUGGGUCCCCCGAAGAUGAUGUGGAGGUUGUUGAUGCAUCGGACGGCGUAGAAGUGGUCGACGUAGACGGCGACGUAGGCGUUGGUGUACUCGGAGGGGCCGGUGGUGCCGUCGGCCGACUUGGUGCCCUGCGCGUGCAGCAUCACCUGAUCGGUCAGUCAAAGGUGGAUGGAUCGAUGCAUCGGGUGGGUUCUGUUGUGUCGCUUUCUUUGUGUUGUGCGGCGGUGCGGUCCGGUUCUUUGGUGUGUGGUGGUGGUGGCUGACCUCUUCUUGUGGUACGACGGAGACGUUGGAGUCGUUGAACUUGUACCAGGUGCCCUGCAGGAGGUCACGCAGGUACGCCCAGUAGUGACCUGCACACACACACCCAAUGGAACCACACACGCCCGUCAAGGAAGCCCACUCUCUCUUUUUCUCUCUCUCUCUGCGCGCGCGUGUGUGUGUGUGUGUGUGCGUGUCCAUUGCUGUGCCUACUGCUCACACACCUGAUCCAGCCACGCCCUGCCGACACGCCAUCACACAAAAGUAAGGCACACCGAAGGUCCUGGUGCGUGUCUUGUUUGUUACCUGGUGGAUCCAGAGCGCGUGCAGGUAGUAGGGGUGGUCAUUCAGGUGCGCAAAGGCCUUCUCGAUGUUCCGCCCCAGCGUGUUGGCCCGCCCCUCCAGCUCGCGCCGCUGACCCUCCAGCACACUAGCUGUCGCACGGAUCUUCUCAACCAAACCGUCAACCACACCGCCACCGCCGCCCAGCCACGCGCCAUAGUCGACAGCUGCCGUCGGAGUCGCCAGAGGCGGAUGGAUGGCAGCCGGAUCGGUCAGCAAGGCUGCCGGCUCGACGCCGCCGUGGUGCUCUCUGUCGUCAGCGGCUGCCUGGGAGGGAAUGGACUCGUUGCUGGCGACGCGAGAGUGGGUGUGGGUGUGGGUCAAUUGGGUGUGGGUGGAGGGCAGGGCGAGGCCGGCAGUUGCGUUUCGCCUUUGUGUGGCAUCCUUGACUUGUUCGAAGAAUGUGGCAGUGAGACGGAGGAUGGUGUCGAUGGCGGGAUUGGCCGGCUCGCUGAAGUGGUUGUACCGCUGCAUCGUGCUCUCCAGCUGACAUCCAUCCACCCACCCACCCACCCACACAAAGGCUUGUGUGUGGGCCGGUGCGAUCUCGUGUGUGUGUGUGUGUGUGUUUCGCUCUCCUCUCCUGGCCUCGACUUACUGACCAUGGCUUUCUGCUCCUUGAGUUUGGCGCAUGCCUUUCUGACGCGGAGUGCCUCGGCUCUGUUUGAGUACAUGAAUCGGUCGACGAAGAUGUGGCUGUCGAAGUGGAACACGUCGUUGAGUUUAAUCUGCCGCUCCGUCGUGUGGUCGAACACCACCCGAUGCAGCUGGAAGAACAGCAGAUUCGGCUUCCGCUUCAACCACCACUCAGUCCGUGCCUGUGCCAACCACACACACACACACACACACACACAGAGAGAGAGAGAGAGAGAGAAAGAGCCCAAGACGGUCGAAAUGACACACAGAGAGGAAAGGAGAGAGCGUGGCGUGGCGUCAUGUCCGCAGUGAGUGACCUGGAUGGUCAACCCUCCGUCGGGCAUUUUGUAUUCGACGUCGUUGAAGUUUUGGCUCUCCCAGCCGCUGUAGACGUCCUGGUUCUUGAGGUCCAGGAAGACCUGCUGGAACUCCCGCUUCUCGUGCUCCUCCUCAUGCGUACGUGUCCGAUCCAAACCUCCACCACCUCCACCGCCUCCACCAAGACCUCCAGCACUCGCCCCCUGCUGCUGCUGCUGCUGCUGCUGCCUCUCACAGCUGCCGCCCACACCAGAAUCGGCCGAUACUGCCGCCGCAGCGUCAGCCAUGGUGGCCAUGGCCCCCGUGGUCUCGCCGGUGUCCAUGACGUCGGACUCUCUGCGGCUGGCGGGCGAGAUGCCUGUGGGUGGUGGGACUGUGAUUGGCGGGGGCAGUGGGGGGUGGGAUGGCGACGAGUGUUUGCUGGAGGGGCGCGUGCGGCGGACCAGGGGCGUGCGGGACGACGCUGGCGCGUUGCCGGGGAUCGUCAAAAACUGACCCACACACAGACACAGACACAAGACACAGGAGCGAAAUAAGGGAGAAUGGACACGGCGGGAUGAGUGCUGUUAGUUCUGGAGGUUCUCUCCCACCCACCUGGACGCCCUCUCCGAAGAAGACCUGUUUGAGCACCCUGAUGCCCAGAUCACCCGCCGCCUCACUCUCACCCACCACCUGAUCCUCCUGCUGCUGAUGCUGCUGAUGCUGGUCGUCUCCCCCAUUGCUGACGCUAACACUCACGUUCAUGGCAGUGGGUGGCAAAGGCGGCAGGAGACCGCCCGCAUCGUAUGAUGGCGCGGGGGGCGGUGCCGUGUAGUCUUCUGGGUGGGCGGCGUGCAUGUGGUUGUCUUGGGGCUGCUGCUGCUGCUGCUGUGUGUUGGUGUUGGUGCUGGUGUUGGUGCGCGGUGAUGGGAGGGGCGGCGAGGGAUAGAGAGGCGGCGGGGGCGGGAGGUGGGUGCUGAUGGGGCGGGGCUGGAUCACCGUGCCUUGCAUGAAACCUGAUUGUUGAGUUGAUGCGACGCGAGCACACAAAUCAAGGCAGAGAGAGAUAGCAGGGCGAUGCGAUGCGAUGCGUGAGAGUGCAAGGGCGGCUCUUCCGCUCUGUGUGCGUGUGUGUGUGUGUGUGAGUACCUUCUUCGAGUCUUUCGAAGAACUUGAGCGAGAACUCGCCCACGUCCUCCUGCGUGCCCAGGGGGAUCUUCUGACCUGAGUGAGUGAGCCACACAGACAGACAGCGCACACCACACGUGUCAAUGGACACACACCAAAGUGACCCCACAGAGUGAGUGCAGUGACAGUGAAUGAGCGCACCCUUCUCAUCGACAAAGUGCGCCAGGACGCUCCCGGGGCUGACGUACUUGCGCUUGGACAGCAGCAUGUGCGCAAACAGACGGCGCAGCUCCACCACUGAUGAGCGUGUCAGUGUGUGGCAUAGCAACAGACACAUAGUGAUCACCAGACGUCUGACUGAGUCUUUAUGUGUCACACGCAUCACCUAGUGAUUGCGACGCGGUCCGCCUCUUCCUCGCGCCGCUGGUGUCCCUGACAAACACACCAACACGCGUCACAUCGUGUGUGAAGACCUCAUGAUAAUAUGCCGACAGACAGACAUUUCCCGCUCGGCUUACUUUUCGCCCUGGGGCGUUUCGACCCUCUCCGUGGCCGGGCUGGGCACGGCGUCCGCCGCACCGUCACCGCUCCCAUUGCUGUAUCAUUCAUAUGCAAACAGACAGACACAACAUCCCACAAGCAUCAUGUCCCACGAACACCCUGCCACUUACCCAGCAGUGGUCUCGGACGCCGUGGCCGCCGUGGCGGCCGUGGCGGCCUCGGCUGCACUGCUGCUGCUGCUGCUGGCCCCCGCCGCAGCCUCCCUCUCGGCCGCCUCCUGCUGCUGCCUCCUCGCCUCGGCCUCGGCGGCCAUGGCGGCCUCACGCUGGCGCCGCUUCUCGCGCGCCUCGACGAACCGCUCCUUCUCGUGGGGGGACAGCUCACUCUCCUCGCGAUAGCGCAGCACACAGUCGACGAACUCGGGGACCAGGAAGAGCGUCUGGAGAAAGGAGUUGACGUAGCACGCUGAUUGCACAGUGCACAGACAUAGAGAGAGGGAGGGAGGAUGGAGGCAGAGAUGAGGAGGUGGAGGUGAGGUGAGCUGACUGUGUUCAUUUACUGUUUCCGAUGUUUUUGAGGCCGCAAGGUUCGCCUUCUUUGCGUUCCCGCUCGUAUGGGUUGGACGUGUCGGCCACGGCCUGCGGACCAGAAUCCACCAUCGACAUCUCCACAGCUGGUCAGACCAAUCCACCCCAUCGCCACCACACACACACACACACACAUCUGCCGGGUAUGAUUGCGUGAGGAGCGUCUGUCUGCCUGCCUGCCUGCCCACCUUUUGCGAUCUCCUUGUCCUCAUCAGUCAUGGCCGGACCUGUCAGUCGAUGGACAGAGUCCGACAGACACACAGACAGACAGACAGACGAACACGCACUCGUGAGUGAUAUGGAUGCAUAUAUUGCGCUCGCUUAUCCGUGUGAAUGAAUGACCGAAUGUGUGUGUGUAUGUGUGAUGGGUUGCUGUGCUGUGCGCGAGUGAUGUGUGUGCGCCUCGUCGUGUCACGACCUACCGCUAGCCCCCACCCCGCCGCCGCCUGAGUCAGGCCCUGCCUGAGCUGGCCCGAUGGCCUGCAGAGUGGAGCCGCUGCCGCCGCCACCGCCAGCCGUCACGUCCACAUCCAUCGCCUGCUGACCUGCACCAACCAAUGCACCCCACAAACAGACAGAGAGAUAUGGUUGUGUUUGUUUACGUGUGAGAGGUGCCCUGUCUGCCACGCACCUCCGCUAUCAUUUCCCUGCUGCGUAAUCAGCGCGUUGACGGCCGCCUGGAUGUCGCCUUUGUGAUCGCGAAGCUUCUCCCUGAGGUGAAAGCAGCAAGAGGCUCAAGAGGCUCAGCAUGCCCUCUUUUGGCGUGCCGAUGCGUGUGUGUGUCUCUGAUGGCUGGCUGACCUCGCGGCCGCCUCCGGGAAGCCCAUUUCGACGAUUUGCUGCACCAGAUCAGGGGCUGGUUGCGACAUGGCCGGCAACACGUCGACACACUAUCUGAUACCGGCGCCCUCACGCAAAACCUGACAGCAAUCGAUUCAAUCGGAUGAUGGCCG